Molecule: messenger RNA, 2685 nt
Organism: Trypanosoma grayi
Lineage: Eukaryota; Euglenozoa; Kinetoplastea; Trypanosomatida; Trypanosomatidae
Exons: 1
Coding region: 1-2685 (894 amino acids)
Source: RefSeq, a predicted model, not a curated record
AUGGAGACGCGGCUGCUGCAGGAUAUGUGGGCUGCCGUGCAGGCGUUCCUCGAGUUUGGCAGCAGCGACGCUGGCGCGUUCCUCCGCGAGCACUCGCGGCAGGCGGCACGCACCGCGAACAUCACGCGCCAAAGUUACCCACCGCUCAUGCUGGAAGACGCGCUCGCCAAGUUCUACGCGGGGGGCGUUGCGGCUCCGCCGCUGUUGCUCGUUGCAAUUCUCAACCGCAUGUUCUGCAUGGAGGCCAUCCCGGCAGCGGUUGCUCGGCCUGUGAACGACACACGACCUGUGGACUUCAGCGACCUGCUGCGGUUUUACCUUGACUGUCUGCGUGAACCGAAGCUCCCUGGACCGGUGGCGGCGCAGCUGUACCUAUGCGCCUCAUCGCUCAUGCUGCUGCAGCCCGGAGUAAAUGUGGUGGAUGCUCUGCUCUGUGGCUUUGGCGGUGUUGUGCCGUCGACGACGCGGGACACGCGCUGUUUUAUGAAGCUGCUAUCGGGAGUGAUGGGCGUGCUCAGUGACCGGCGUGUGAUGAUCGGACCAGUGCGUCGCUCGAGCCAGCGGCUGUGCGUGCAGAGCAACAUGCACCUCGUUCUCUCUUGCAGGCCGGUGGAGGAAGAGGCUGACCUGAGUGAGGUUGCGGCGGUCGUUGCGCAGGGGGUGACAUUCCUCACAGAGUGUACUGUGCGUGAUGCACAGGAGACGGCUCCCUUGUUCUGGUCGCAGCUGCCCCUUUCACCCUUCUGGCGCGCGGCGCUGCAGCGUCUGCAGCAAGGCUCAGCGAGCGAAACGGUGGUGGAGGCCGUCUGCGCUGUGCUUCGCUCCAUUACCGUGCUUGACACAGGUGCCGUGACACUGCUGCUGGCAGCCCUGACGGCUGUGCUGGGCGACGACGCGCGGCCCGCAAUGCCGCAUGUGUGCCGCGUCAUUACAUCAGCGCUGGAGUCCGCUGUGGAGACGGUUGUGGUGCAGCUCGGUCCUGAGCACACGCUCUACCAGGCCAUGGCGUCUGGCGCACAGGCACUGCAACACGUGCUGGCGACGCCGGCGCUGAUGGCGGCGUCAGAGACAGGUCUGGUGGUGUGCGAGGGUCUUUGCGUGCUUGCGCAAGUGCUGACGCCUGUUGCGUUGCCGGAGAUGGACACCACAGACGACCCCGACGACUACGCGAUGGUCGUUGACGACAUCAAGCGGGGGAAUCGACUGAAGGAGGAGGCGCUGAUGCGCCUGCGCGGGUUUGUGGAGGGGUGCCAGGCCGCCCUGCUGGCGUGGGUGUGUCGCCUGUCCGCCUCCGAUGUGCGCGACGUUGCGUUGUACGCGCGCCAAAAUGACGGUGAUGUCUUCGCAGCGCGGUAUGAUGAACUGCCCGUGGCGCUGUUCAUGACGUACGAGCGGCUGUGCACAUUGCUUCACCCUGCCCAACACGCGGAGGUGCGGGCUCUGGCGUUGCAAGGCUACGUCACCGUGAGUGCUUGGGAUGCCGGGCUCUCAUGUCAGGCGCUGCUAGCCGGCGGUGCUGUCUUGCUUCAGCAGCAACACGCUCCCUUUGUUCCUCUCAUUACUAGCCGCUUCAAAACGAAGUGGGGACCUGAGCAGACGAGUCGGGUGGUUUCUGCGUUAGCGGUGCUUCUAGGGGAUGCCGUCAUGCGUUCGAAGAGUGCAACAAGCGCUGCUUCCAUUAGUGAGGCGUUAUGUGAAAUGUGCGCCCCAGCUGUGCCAUCCAUGGUGGAGGCUCUUUGGCAGGGCGUUCACUUGACAUGUGAUGGUGACAAGACACCUCGCGGGGUGCUCGCGUCGCACCUCGCCUCCCUUCUGGAGAAGGGUGAAUGCUCAUUGCCGCAUGGAUGUCUUGACAACUCGCAGCUGGAUGACCACACGCUCGCCGAGCUACGCUCCAGCAUACUGAGAUCACUGCAGGAUGUUUGGCGUGUGAUGGAGUCCCUGCAUCGCAUGGAGCCUGAUGUGUCACAAAGUCGUCGUGCGGCGGAGCGGAUAGCGGUAUGGGCGCAACGUGCAGCAGAAACCGGCUCGCUGGACCUGGAGCAGUACGAUAAUGCCGUGCGGCAAUGGUGCAAAGCGAGCCCCCUCCACCUAUGUGUGACUUGGCGGCUGGUGCGUGCAUUAGAGCUUACCAAAAGAACGGCGGUGGCGGAAAUCCUUGUUGAUGCGUUGGAGUUAUUCGUAGCGCGCGUGGAGGAGGCUAGUGAGAUGAGUUGGGGCAACGGGGACGAUUGCUUCUCGCCCUACGUAUUCGAUACGAUUUCACAAAGCCCACACGCCCCAAGGCUGAAGUGUGCCCUUUCCCACCUGAUGAUGUCAUCCAUGCACGUGAGUGACAACGACAGGUUUCUUCGAUUGCGUGUGGUGGUUCGAGGCGGUAAUUCACUUCUUCAUGGACGGCACUGCAGUCCCACUCUCAUCGUCGAGCUGUUCUGCGAUGCGGCGAGGGAGUACAUAGGGAUACAACAAGGACUCUCAAGGGCGACGGCGUUCUCAGCGGAAGAAGAAGCCAUGGAGGGGGGGAAGGGGCAUGGCGUGCAGGAGCUGCUUGCCGACCUUGCACGGCUGGGCAGAGUGGUCCGGUUAGUGCCACAGUUGCCAGUGGGCGCACCUGCGUGGCUGCAUGCUGUAGGAAGUGCCGUGGAUGAGUUUGAAAUUCAACGAAUCUUGAAGGGGGACCGGUGA